Messenger RNA from Aspergillus fischeri NRRL 181, 690 nucleotides. RefSeq lists its product as uncharacterized. Lineage: Eukaryota; Fungi; Ascomycota; Eurotiomycetes; Eurotiales; Aspergillaceae. The transcript has a single exon. The record is from RefSeq and is a predicted model, not a curated record. The coding region runs from base 1 to 690 and encodes 229 amino acids.
AUGGAUUCGCGAACUAGCUACCUGCCCUCGUCUCGCCAGAGUCGAAUGGCCAUCGAUUCCUUGUUGAAUCCAUCGGCCGACAACGACCCAACGGACAACCGGCUACAUCAUUCAUUCUCAAGCCAGCAAUACUCGCCACACUACCCUCCAAGUCCCAACCGCUACUACUACUCCCGUUAUGGGGAGAGCCACGCCUAUCCAGACACCCCGGGCUCGUCUCAGGACCAAAUGUUUUUGUCGUAUCGGCCUAGAUCGGCCGAGUCUUCACCAGAUCCUUAUUCUCGGGACCGGUACGACUCCGUCUCCAGCAGUUCCAGUAAUGCCGCCGAACGGCGUCGGCCUCCCCGGCCCAAGUACGAAGAAGAAGAGAUGUACUUCAUCUGGUACCACCGUGUCGACCUCUGCCAGGAGUGGAAGGAGGUGCGCGAGAACUUCAACCGCCAAUUUCCCAACCGCCAACGGCGCGGGUUUCAGGGAAUCCAGUGCAAGUUCUACAGAUUCAUCAAGGAGAAGAAAUGUCCCACGCUGCGCGAGCAGCGAAGAAUGCGGGACGGCGAGUUCCUGCGGGAGGGUUCAACCAUGAUCGACUCGGGAGCUCCACGAUUUGGAGUUGUGGAAUGGGCCCAAGUGUGGUAUCCAUGGAUGCGAGAACCAAAGGAGCAAGUGCUUGGUCGGCGGAUAUCCGCAUAA